Cyprinodon tularosa is the source of this 3193-nucleotide messenger RNA. RefSeq names its product fibronectin leucine rich transmembrane protein 1a (gene flrt1a). The record is from RefSeq and is a predicted model, not a curated record. Gene Ontology annotation, molecular function: protein binding. Bases 739 to 2775 code for a protein of 678 amino acids. The transcript is spliced from 3 exons. NCBI's taxonomy places the organism in Eukaryota, Metazoa, Chordata, Actinopteri, Cyprinodontiformes, Cyprinodontidae.
CCUGCAGGAGUGAGGGAGCAGGGACUGGGUCCGCUGACUAAUUACCAACACAGACCCCAGAACAAGUUCGGCGGGUUUGAUUCCUCCGUAUUAGGCUACGGUGCAGCCAGUGCCGCAGCGGGGAGAUAAUCAGGCGGAGGGAGACAGAGGGAGAGAGAGGGAAGGAGGGAAGGAAGGGGCUGGAUCCAGUCACUCAUCCACUGGAGCCUUCACAGCUGCGGCGGCGGACACAUAUGGGAAUACAACGAAGGCGAGAGGGUGCUCGCACCUGAUUGUGGAGGAAAAUCCAGGGACUUUGUCUGAUCCAGCAGAGAGAAACACUGAUAGAAAGAAAGAGGAAGAGCGGCAGCUCCAAAACCAUCCGGGAGCCGAUUUGGAAUCAGAGGUGACAACUAAUCUACAUCAGAGCCCGAAAGCUAAAAAGGAAAAAGAAAGAAAAGAAAAACGCAGAAGAAAGGGAAAGAGCUGCUGGUAUAGGAAGGAGAGAGCACACUCCUACACGCCGUCAUCCCUCUCAGCUUCCUGGAGUUUGCUGUGUAAACAGCAGGCUGAGAGGGCAGAGUUGGGAGCCUUAGAGAGAGUUACGUGGGGAAGAAUAGUGCAGAUGGUGUGGCAUCAUCUCCUUCCCUGUCAGCCCCACUUCAAAAAGGUGGAGGUCGCAGGAUUCCAGACCAGUGCAGCAUAUUAAAAUAUAACUCCAAAUUUUGGAAAAAAGAGACAGUCUUCAUUCUCCUAAUAAUGGCUCCUGCUUGCACUGCCAAAUCUGAUGCCCGGCUCUUCGUGCUGUUCCUUUGCCUGACUAUACACACUGGGAUUGCUGUAGCAACUAUACAAGGAUAUAUUGGAGACAUAGACAUGACUUGCCCAUCUGUAUGCAGGUGUGAUGAGGAUUUUAUCUAUUGUAAUGAUCGUGGGCUGAGCUCCAUCCCCUCCCUGCCUCCCUCUGCAUCUGUCCUCUACCUGCAGAACAACCACAUAAACAACCCAGGCCUCCCCACCUCCUUGGAGCGUCAGCUGUCUGUACGAGUUGUCUACCUCUAUGAUAAUGAGUUGGAUGAAUUUCCCAUACACCUUCCGCCAUCUGUGCGGGAGCUGCAUCUGCAGGACAACAAUAUUCGCACCAUUCCUCGUAGCACGCUGGCUCGGAUGCCCUUGUUAGAAAAGCUACACUUGGACGACAACUCUAUUUCCACUGUCUCCAUUGAAGAUCAAGCCUUUGCUGACAACCCACGGUUACGCUUGCUUUUUCUUUCACGCAAUCACCUGUCUAGUAUUCCCUCAGGACUUCCAGCUUCUUUAGAAGAACUACGUCUGGAUGAUAACCGGAUCUCUACUAUCCCUACACAUGCUUUCCGAGGACUCAACUCAUUAAGGUGUCUUGUUUUGGAUGGGAACCUUUUGGCAAACCAGCGCAUUGCAGAUGACACAUUUUCUCGCCUUUCUAACUUGACAGAGUUGUCCCUUGUGCGCAAUUCCCUCCAAACUCCACCCGUUAACCUGCCAAGUGCCCAUUUACAGCGACUCUCUCUACAAGAAAAUGCAUUGACCCACAUGACACGUGGGUCCUUGGACGGCAUGCACAGGUUGCAGAGGCUGGACUUGUCAGGGAAUAACCUAACUACACUUCCAAGGGGACUUUUCAAAGACCUUGACAGUCUUGGUCAACUUCUGGUGCGUGGGAAUCCUUGGCACUGUGGUUGCAACCUGAGAUGGCUCUAUGAUUGGCUCCGUGCCCGUGGUAACACCAUUACAGUCAGAGGCCUCACUUGCCAUGGACCAGACAGAGUCCGAGACAUGGCUUUGAUUGACCUGGGGAGUGAAAUGGAGGAAUGUGAAGUAGUAAGACUGACAGGGAAUAAAGACAAAGGCGCUGUAGGUGGAGGUGAAAGCUCUACAACCAAUGCACCACCCCAGGGUUCCCUCUUCACUCUACGCUCAAAGAGACCCGGCUUUGGGUUUCCUGACUCUGGAUUAGACUACACGCUUAGUAGUAGUGGUGUGGGGAAGAGCUUGGCUCUAAACGUAAAACCUCUUUCUCAUAACAGUAUUCGGGUGACGUGGAGUGCAGCUCAGCCAAGUUCCUCUUUUAGGUUAAGUUGGCUCCGACAAGGUACUGGAAAUGCAAUGGAAUCAAUCACAGAGACCCUUGUACGGGGGGAUCGACAAGAGUAUCUGCUGACAUCCCUGCAACCACGCUCCAGCUACAUAAUUUGCAUGGUGCCACUUCCUGUCACUUCAGAAAGUAAAGUUGCAAUGUCUGGAGACGCUGACACUGAUGAAUCUUUAGUUUGUGCAAAAGCAGAAACAUCAGACCUUAGUUCAAUUGAGGAGGAAGACAAUGAGGAAUCGCAGCAUAUUACAGUGCUACCCUUAGCAGGGAUUAUUGGCGGAGCUACAGCCACUGUGUCUCUGGCUCUAAUUUUUGGCGUUUUCUGUUGGUACGGACAUAGAACUGGACAUUUAUGUUCUCGUGACCACUACACUCGCAGUAGUUCAAGAAAAAGUAAAACAUAUGAUGAUUACAUUGAGUCUGGCACCAAGAAGGAUAAUACUAUCCUGGAGAUUCGUGGUCCAGGUUUCCAAAUGACGCCAAUGCCGGCUUGCCAGCCAAUGCAACCGAAACCCCUACGAGAGGAUUACAUCAUUCACACCAUAUUCCCCUCCAAUGGCACUGGCGUAUACAAAGGGUCCAACCAUGUUUCUAAUGCUGGACAUGGCACCAACCGUGGCUAUAGAGAAGGAGGAAUCCCAGAUAUAGACUACUGCUACACAUGAUGUAUUGUACCAGAUGCUGUUCAUAGUAUAAUUGGUAAAACUAUAUAGAUGCACAAUUUCCCUUGGCAUGGACACUUACGAAGCACCCCUUUGUGCCUUCUUCUUCUGGUCUCCCAUUCCAAAUGACCUAUUGUUCAUUACUGAGAGGACUGGAUACGAUUAACUGAACUGUGUGGGAACAAUCCACUGCAGGAGGCAGCAGCCAGUGCCCCAGGUGUAAAUGCACAGCUGCGUGUUUCUUCGCCGUCUAAGUAAUUGCCUGUGUAUGAUUCGUAUUUUGCUCUUUCCCUGUGACAUGUAAGAAUGUAUCUUUUGUGGAAAGGUCAAACUUAGCGUGGGCGAAAGUGGAGUUUCUUUCUCACUCAUGGGAGCCGCAGCAGUCAGCUCAAAAUGGAUCCAUUAAUGAUGAAAAACAGAC